Molecule: messenger RNA, 3192 nt
Organism: Urocitellus parryii (Arctic ground squirrel)
Lineage: Eukaryota; Metazoa; Chordata; Mammalia; Rodentia; Sciuridae
Gene: Il17d
Product: interleukin 17D
Biological process (GO): inflammatory response
Cellular component (GO): extracellular region
Molecular function (GO): cytokine activity
Source: RefSeq, a predicted model, not a curated record
CAAACAACAUGAACAAUUUAUCUGCUAUCAGAGAAAAUAUUUUAUAACCCAAAAUAAAUGUUUACUCACUAACAGUUGUAAAUUGCUUAAACUGGAGAUUUCAGAGGAAUUUUUCACAGUAAAUAAAAUGAUUACUAAAUUCUUCAGUUACAGAACAUUCAAGGCAUGUGUUUUUCUACACAGCUUAACUGAAAUGUAGUUUAACCAAUGGUUUACAAUUUAGUCAAAUAACAAAGCUGCAAACCACUGAGGGAGUCAUAAAUUAUAUCCUUUGCACUUUCAAAAAGCUUUCAGCUGGUAUUGAUCAUUUGUUUUUAUUUUCGAAGCAUAACAGCUUUAACAUAAUUAUAUUCAUUAGUCUGACACCUAGAAAGCAAUGAGCAUUGAUUUGUACAAUGAACAAAUGAGCAAGUUUUCUUGUGUUCUUGAAUUAUAAUUCCUUCAUUUGAGUAUAUUCAAUUUAUUCACAUAACAUUAGGUUCAUUUUACAUGACUGGGACACUUAGAAUUUAGUUAACAAGGGGUAGGAAAUCUCCAACAUUGUAAUAAUAGACCAAGUGAUGCCCACCUACAGCCAAAAGCGUCCGAUGGGGAAGUAUAUAAUUCUUUGCUUUCAGAGUUGAUAAAGAGGCACAUGAUCAUUGUAUGGGUGUUUAGGAGAAAGGAGAAACAGACUCCCCUCACUGCAAUAAAAAAUAGAUAUUUCAAAAAUUUCUAAUGUUUCUUCCAACUAAUGUUUCUUCCGUAUUAGCUCUAAAGAGACUCUAGGUUUUGAGUUCAUCCUUUUCGCAGGUGACCCAUUCUAUCCUUGGAUGACUUUAAUUCCUACAGAAAUCAUUUUCCUGAGCCAGAAUUCGCCUCCCCCAACUUCAUUCUGUAGGCCUCACUUGUCUGCUCUGGAGACCUCUAGGCCAGUUACCACCUCCUUCUUCAGCCAGUCAGGACCGCACCAGUCCACUGGGCAGUGCCAGAUCCACUUCUCCUCCUCCUCCUCCAGGACACACAGCACAACCCACAGUCUGCAGCUCUGGGACACCGGGCACCUCGAAGCCAUACAGCCGCCGGGUCCCAAUCCACGAGGCGUGGAGCCCUCAGUUUGUGUGGCUUUAAAAUUUUAUUUCAGCUAAGGAAUCGCUGCAUAACACCGUAUCAUAACAAACGUGAAAACAUUUUCGGGGAGAUGUUGGGAACACUGGUGAGUACAUUUCACGAGGGACAAAAUGUGUGACAUUCCUGGAGGCCAAGGGUGCAGAGCCGCUCCGUGACUGUGAACCCGGGCUGCGUCCGCGUCCUUCGGUGCCCAGGAGACGCCGACGCAGGGGUCUGACAAGGCGUCAGGUUCCGGGACCCACGGCCCGGCCCCAGCGUCCCCGGCCGGGAGCCCACGCGGGCCGGGCGCCGGGGGCGGGCGGAUGACGGCGUGGGGGCGUGGGUCUGCGAGGCGGCGGGUCCGAGCGUCGCUGGCACGGGGCGGGCUCCCUCGCUGGCCGGCAGGCGCGGCGCGCGGAGCAGGGGGCUGGCGCGGGGAUGGCGCACCCGGGGGUCUGGAUGCUCGUGGCUGGCUUCCUGUUGGCGCUGUCACCAGGCCGGGCGGCGGGCGCUCUGAGGGCGGGCAGGCGCCCGGCGCGGCCGCGGGGCUGUGCGGACCGGCCUGAGGAGCUCCUGGAGCAGCUGUACGGGCGGCUGGCGGCGGGCGUGCUCAGCGCCUUUCACCACACGCUGCAGCUGGGGCCCCGCGAGCAGGCGCGCAACGCGAGCUGCCCGGCAGGGGGCAGGCCCGCGGACCGCCGCUUCCGGCCACCCACCAACCUGCGCAGCGUGUCACCCUGGGCAUACAGAAUUUCCUAUGACCCGGCAAGGUUCCCUAGGUACCUGCCUGAAGCCUACUGCUUGUGCCGGGGCUGCCUGACUGGGCUUUUUGGGGAGGAGGACUUCCACUUCCGAAGCACCCCAGUGUACAUGCCUGCUGUCAUCCUGCGCCGGACCUCUGCCUGUGCGGGCGGUCGCUCAGUGUACAUGGAGGACUACGUCACCAUCCCAGUGGGCUGCACCUGUGUCCCUGAGCAGGAGAAGGAUGCAGACAGCAUCAACUCCAGCAUCGACAAGCAGGGUGCCAAGCUUCUUCUUGGCCCCAACGACAAGCCGUCUAGCCCCUGAAGGACACCUGGGAAGGGUUGGGGGAAGACUUGGUCAGCCGCCUGUGCACAGUACACGUGCAAGGAAAAUGGACCCAGCCCAAUAGGAGCAGUCUUUCAAUGUAGAAUAGUUGGCAGGUUAUCUGACCCAAGUAUUCCCUGGUUUUAUUUUAUUUUUUUUAGGCAAAAGUGGGCACAGAAUUAUUAAAGGCUGAUGGGAAGAUGACCAGGUACAGGGCAUCGGUGUGGUACUGGCAUAAGGCCAGCCACACAGAACUCAGUAGCAGGCAAGUGGGUUUGGAAAUGGUUUCUUCAGGCUUCCUGUGAUUGCAGCAGUGUGUGUGGCUGUGUGUGCUCAGCAGUUAGGUGGUUGAUCCAGGAAGGAGAUGCAGAUACAUAAGUUUUCUUUAAAAUCUACUACUUUUUAAAGCAACUGUUUUGAAUAGGAGCAGAAACUAUUUUUAUAUUAGCAAUUUAGAGCAACUAUAUUUAAUUUGUUUUUUACUUGACAUAUAAGCAAUUUAUAACAUUGUUUUCCUCUGAUAGGAUUCUUUAGAGGCGUAUUUGGACUCAUCAGAUAAACUCUUUUCAGCUUGCAUGUGGCCUGGGGCUCUGAAUUCAAGCUGCCCGCCCUUGGCUGACAAUAAUGAAAUGGACAUAUCUGAAUUUGACCUAUUCUUUCUUCCACUGAAAGUCUUCACAGGCCAACAGAUGAGCAGAAAGGAUGCCUAGAAGUGAAUUCCACAAAUCCAAACUUGUUUUUAUUCAGGAGUACAUAAAUGGUUUCAGACUAAUAAUAACUUAAAUUUUUCUCAUUAUUUUGUUGUUGUUUGUUUGUUUUUAUUUUUGAAAGCCACAGUUGUCAAUUUCUGGACAAAAAAGUAGAAUAUGACAUCUUUGCCAACUCUCAGGAAGAAUCCUAUCCUGUAUUGGCCUAGUUAAGACCAGGCCAGUAUGAAGGAAAUGUGGGCCAAAUUAGAAUUUCCAGAGAUCAAUGUUGAAGUUUGUCUUACUUUUCUAUUUAGGUUCAAAGUCCGUCCCUGAAUGCAAUUAUUUG